Messenger RNA from Darwinula stevensoni, 3761 nucleotides. Lineage: Eukaryota; Metazoa; Arthropoda; Ostracoda; Podocopida; Darwinulidae. The record is from the annotation of a GenBank genome assembly.
GAAACUGUCACGUGUAUGACAUUGACGUGAAGGGCGGCACUGCUUGUGCGUUUCUAGGUUAACUUUAGUUGUGCGUCUUUUUUGUACCAGUGUGGCUGGAGAGCUUGGAAGGUCAAGAUGCCUAACGACGAUGGUGCAGUGCAUCCCAGGAAUAUUAUGAAAGUCAGAACUCCACGCUCUGCCAAGAAAUUAGCCGAAAAGAAGAUACUGAGCAGUGUUGGAGAGGAACCCAAACGGAGCAGAAUUCGGUCUAGGCUCUUGGAAGAAUCGGAGGAGGAGGUUUCCGUCGAUGAGAAACCCAAAGGGACCUCCGUGGAUGUUGCAGAAUCAUCUGAAGAUCUGACAGCCAUGCAUGUGUUUGGGUUUCGCAAGGCUUCCUCCAGGGCUGAGAAGGAAAUGCCUUCUGGCAUUACUCCCAGCCCUGGGAAAUUGAAAGACAAGUCAAAGAAAUCCCCAAACAUUAUCCAGGAAGAGGAGACUUUGCAGAAUGGAGACCCCAUUGGCCCUGAUAUGGAUAAUGGUGGUUCUCUAGAUUCUGUAGAUCCAGCUUCUUCUGUCACACCCAAAGCCAAGAGAAGUCAUAGAUUGUGUGCUUCUGGGCAUACUAGGUCAACAAAAAAAGUUUCAAACACAACUCCAAGAGCUGCCAAGAGUAAUGCUCAAGUUGCCUUGGGAAAAUUCUUUGAGGAGAUGGAGGCUGGAGACAACAUCUACAGUUGUUCUUCAUUAUCCUCAAAAUCUCCUGAAACUCCGACAUCUUCUAAGAAAAGCAAGAAACUUGAGGCAGAGUUGGCAGAAGGAACAACACGACAGAGUUCGAGAAAGAGCAGGCAUGUUGCUCCUUCGGUAACGCCAACAACUAAGAGUGGCCAUAAACUGGAAUUUGAAACCCUACAGGAAACUCCAAAGAGUUCUAAAUCCAAAGGAAAAGAAACUUCAAGGAGUACAAAGUCUCUCAGGAAAGCCUCUGCUACUCCAAGUGCUGCCAAGAAUAAUGCCCGUAUUGAUUUGCAAAAGAUGUGGCCGGAUAUAGACAAGGAAGACAGUGGCAGUGAUUCUUCCAAUGCCCCCCAAAAACAAAGAUCUACCAAGAAAAAGAAGACACUGGAAGAAGGGUCAGCAGUUAGGAGGACACAGCAGAGUUCAAAGAAGAUCUCUUUCAAAGAAGAGGAGGUAAAUGCAUCUCCUCCCACGACACCCACGACCAAGAGAAGCCGCAAAUUGGGAUCUGAAACCCCCAAGAGUUCUCAGACUAAAGGAGUCAGGACUCCGAGAAAUACUAAGUCAGCCAAGAAAGCAUCAGUCACUGCAACUCCAAGGGCUGUCAAGAGGGAAACCCAGAUAGCAUUGGAAAAGAUGAUGGAGGAGAUGGACUCUGAAGACAGUGACUAUUCUCCUUCCUCAUCCUCUGAGGCUUCUGAACCUGAUGAAGUGCAUCCCAAGCAUCAGCCUAUUCUUACCUCAAAAACUAUUCUUCGUUCCAGACAAAAGCUUUUUGUCAGAGCUGUGGAAAAUGCUGAUGAGUACUUUGAAGCGCAAGGUUCUCGCACCUUGACUUCGGACCACACGCUUGGAAAAGUGAAUCUGUCUGACAUCUCCAUGGAUUCCAUGCAGAAACACGUCCGUGAGGGACAGAAGCAUCAUGAGUCAGAACUGAAUGACAUCAUGGCUGAGCUGCAGCUCUCCUUCCCCAAGUGGAUGUUUUGCCUCAGUCAGAACUUCAACAUCUUGCUUCAUGGCUUGGGAUCCAAGCGUGGCUUACUGAAUCUGUUUAGGAAAGAAUGUCUAUCAGAGGAAACACAUGUUGUCAUCAAUGGCUAUUUCCCAGCACUCACCCUGCAACAUAUCUUGAGCACAGUGAUUGAAGGUGCAUUUGGUACUCAAGUUCCUCAGACAUCUGUGCAAGAUCAACUGGACUUCAUCAUUGAGGCAUCUGAAGCAGAAACACUUUACCUGGUGAUUAACAAUAUUGAUGGCAGCACACUUCGCAGUGAGAAGACACAGAGGGCACUAGCUUUCCUGGCAGCUGCCCGUAACAUUCAUAUCAUAGCAUCAGUAGAUCACAUUAAUACAGCCUUGUUGUGGGACCAGAGGAUGCAAGCACAAUUCAACUGGCUGUGGAUUGAUGCAACCACAUUCCAGCCUUACUUCAAGGAGACAGCAUUCGAGAAUCAGCUCCUGUCAAAGACAACAGGAGCCUUGGCGUUGUCCUCCUUGCGUCAUGUUUUCCAUUCCCUUACCCCCAAUGCUCAGGGAAUCUUCAUACUCCUCCUCAAGAAUCGGCUCGAUCACACCGAUGAUCCCACAUUUGGCGGUAUCAUCCUCUUGGCUCCCUUUUCUUUGACUGUAGGUUAUUGUCUCAAGAGAUGCCAGUUUGGAGGAGGGGAUAGAAAUGUGAUGAGAAAGGCAAAGAAGCGGAUUGGAGUGGCUAUUGGGGAGCACAUUCUAGAUCUUUCUGUUGUGUCACACCUCUUCAUUGGAGAACACCUGAAGGCCAAUCGGCAUGUUUUCCUUGAGGACUCCCUGAAUCACUUCAUGGCUCUUGGUAGCAAGGCUUGGAAAGAAGCUCGAGCACGCAUUCAAGAAAUGCUGGACCAGAAUUCCCCACUCAUUCAGGAUGAUGAGAAUCUCAGCAACAAGGCUCUGGUGAAACAAUCAGAUGCAAUUAUGCAUCUCCCAGCUCACAUUGGAGAUUACACAGACUUCUAUUCUUCCAUCUAUCAUGCCACAAACCUGGGGACCAUGUUUCGGGGAAAGGAUAAUGCUCUCAUGCCCAACUGGAAGUACAUUCCGGUGGGGUAUCAUGGGCGCUCGAGCUCAGUUGUGGUGUCUGGCACGGGUAUCCAUCGUCCCAAUGGGCAGAUGCGUCCCAAGGAUGAGGAGCCACCGACAUUUGGACCCUGCAAGCUCAUGGACUUUGAACUGGAGACUGCCUUCUUUGUGGGUAAAGCAUCAAAACUUGGGACUCCCAUUCCAAUGCAGGAGGCAGAAGAACACAUUUUUGGCAUGGUCCUCAUGAAUGACUGGAGUGCACGAGACAUUCAGAAGUGGGAGUAUGUGCCAUUGGGUCCAUUCCUGGCAAAGAACCUGGGAACAACCAUAUCCCCUUGGAUAGUGACCAUGGAUGCCCUGAAGCCAUUCCUUGUGAACGACUUCCCUCAGGACCCUAAACCCUUCCCAUACCUCCAGCAACCCUCUCCAUAUUCCUUCAAUAUCAGUCUUGAGGUGGCCAUCCAACCGGAAGGCAGCAACGAGAAAACAGUGGUGAGUCGCUCAAAUGCUCGCUACUUGUACUGGACCAUGAAACAGCAGCUGGUGCAUCAUACCAUCACUGGUUGCAAUGUGAAUCCUGGGGACCUCAUGGCUUCUGGCACCAUUUCUGGCCCAGUUACUGUCAGGGUGAAGGCUAUCGUGUUGGAUUUGGAGAGUGUUCCGGGAAGAUUCUGCCUGCCUUGAAAAUGUGAAGCCUUCAACUUGUAUUCCAUUGUCUGAUCAUUCCUGAUUGUUAUAUUUGUGAGAAUGAUUUCCUGGAAAUAUGUUUGAUAUGCUUUUCUACUGCUUUUUGAAUAACAGCUUAGCUGUGCUCUAUUUUUCUCUUGGGUAUUCAUAUUUUUACUUUUGUAUUGUUUUUGUAUUGUGGCAUUAUCAAAACUGUGCAAUAUGAGAGCUUCCAUCAGUGUUUUCACAUCAUGUGCUUUGGCUUUUGUGCAAUAUAACCUGCUGGAUUUCUAUUGAUACUUCAUGAAAUAAAUUGUACAGGG